ACAUGUCUUUUUUAUAUAAAAAUCUCGCUCUAUCAAGACGUGUGUGCCUCCUGUCCUCAGUGUACGUCAGAGCUUCACCCUUCACAGUUAAACACUCGGCUGUUGACAACCUUGCAAUAUUCUCAUCUUUUGAAGCCCCUUUUUGAUCUAACCUGAAGCCCCCGGUUAGUUAAGUAAUCACUUCAAUAUGCGACUUACCGGCCUAUCCGCCAGAGGCCCUGUCGAAGGCACUCUUUCGACCAAACUAAAUUCAGUUCAACCCUUUUCGGGAACAUUAGUUUCCGAGUAGCAACUCCGUCCUAAAUUUUUCCUAUUAUCUCAUUACAAGCACAGCGAUGUAUAACAUAUCCCUACCGGAGAGGACUGAGGAAACUACUGUGCUUAUAAAUUUGGAAAUUUGGAAAUAUCAAUUCUUGAAUAAAACUUGCAAUAGAACUUACUGGUCUUAGGGGGUUGUAGACAACAUAACAUAAUACAUCGUUUUUCCAAAAUAGCCGCAACAAUUUUAACAAAAAAAAGACUAGCGGACAAUUCAGCAUUAUAAAAUCUGUGAGAUAUUAAUUUAUUCGGCAGAUGGCAAAUGUCUUAUGAAAAACUGGCAGUGGUUGAUCCCUUGAAUGUUGACAACAGUUCAGUAUUUAACAUUUACGGAAAAAAAAAAAAUACAAUUUUUAUGUUCACCGUUAGGUCUACCCGAGUCUUUUGUGGUUGUCUCUACUAUCUGACUACGCGAAGGCGUCCGAUAUCAGUUAAUGUUUUGAGUUUCCAAACGGAGCCACGUGAGUAUCGGUUGCAGCUGGCACCUAUUCAAGUCGAUGUGUACCCCACAAAAAACUUGAUUUAUUUUCAUAUUCCACUAUCAGUAGCAUGUAAAUACGCUUUGCUGGAGCAGUUCUUGAAAUAGAAACAAAUUUAGCCAGUCGUUCAGAGUUCGUCUUCUUAUCGUAGCACAGACCGACGAUUGUUUUCUAGAAUGUUUCCUCUUGAAAUAGCAGUAUGUAUAAUGAAUGCGGAUUUGCAAACGGGCAAAGGCCGUAUGUCGGAUGCGAGGCAAAAAUCAGAUACCUUUUGUUACGUAUGCCCUAUGUAAGUGACUGUUUGAAACAAGGUGACUUACUCAUAUUUUCAAACCGUAUAGGGAUAGGAUAGGACGUGAGGUUAAACGAGGGUUCGUCUUUUUUUCGGCCCUCCGAUAUACUUAUCCAACAACGAAUGACCUUGGAUAUUGCACCGAGUAUUCCCUGGGGCCAGCCGCUUUUCUAAUACUAUUCGUAGACGUCAUCAAGAUGAACUUGAAAAAUCAAUCGUGGCACAAAGAACACGUUUUUUUUUGACCUCUAGAAACACGUUCACCUGUCGCAGCGCUGUUGACCGUCGGUAUCGUACUACCUUGAACGCAAAUGGUUCUUUCAACAUUACUUACGACCCGCUCUCCGAGGAGGUAGUCGCAUGUGCUAUGUUGUUGUUCGCAGGUGCGAGCGCCGUCGGCGCAUGCUUAGUCGCUACGAGUUCGUCGAGGGGGGUCGGACGGAACAUAGAAAACAAAGCAAAAGAUAGAACCGUGUCACCACAUCGCGCACAUGGCGUCUUGGUUGUGUGAUACCUGGCGUUUCUUAGCAGUUCUCACUCUUUCAGGCGAGCUUGCUGGACCGAGCAAUUGUUUGCCGCUUUGCAAAGCUCUCGUUUUCGUCUUCACUUUUCUCGGCCUACAACUCCGGCAACGGUCUACCAGCGUCGCUGUCCGCGUUCCUUGUAUGGCUGUUACUGUUGCGUGGCUAUAGGCGACUGCUGGUGACUGUCAUUGAUUCCGCCGGUGUCGAAUCGAAUCCUGUUAUUUGGCCACGCCAGGGGCUGUCCGGGAACGACAUCGUACGGGAACAUCGCGUUUCUGGUGGAGAGAAGGGUCGACAUUGUGGAGCUGCUUGACUAACUGGUAAUAAGGCAGUGUCGCUGUCGUAGCCUCAAUAGCAGCAAACAGUGUUGUUUUCUGGCGGUCGUGCUGUGAAUAAAUGAAAGUGGCGAUCUCGUUGAGCCAUGCCCUAGUGGUAUCAGUAGCAGUGACGCCGGUUGCGGCAUCAUCUCUCGAGGCCCCCUCACGGCUUGUAUGACCCUCACCCAUCGUUUUUUUUCACUCGUGAUUUUCUCAUCGUUAGCUGUCUUGGUGUGACUCUGCCAAUGUAAUCUCCGCCGGCAUUAAUUUCACCCUGCCUUCCCUGUGGCUGUACGUGGGCAAACUUCCGGUGGCGCAAAGCAAGAAGUACAGACAAGUCGCGACAUACUGAGGUGGCAUCUUGCGCUCUAGGAAUCACGUUUUCAGAGCAAUCGGUUCUGGCGCAUUCAUUGCUUUUCUAGUCAGUGUCCGAGCCAACACUAAAUUACGGUACUCCUUCAAUAAGCGCCAGUUCGUAACUGGGACGUGUAUAUAGUUGUCAUAUUCAAAGCGUGUAUGAAGUACCACUAAAGAGGAGUGUUUGCGUGUCUUCGGAGUGGACAGUCUACGUAUUUUGUCGAACCUGUCUAAAUUACCGCGCACGUACUUGAAACGUGAAGUUAAUAAUAUUCCUCACAAGCUCCGGUUUGGAAUAGGAACCAUGUCCCGUGUUUCCAAGCGUUUGUACGCCGAAGGUGGGGUCAAUCAAAUGCCGCCUUACUAUGACCGGGGUGCUGAGGCUGCACGGCAAAAUGCUUGGGUUUUUGAGGUAUCUUGGGAAGCGGCCAACAAAGUGGGUGGAAUCUACACCGUAAUUAAGACAAAAGCCGAAGCAUCGACCAUGGAGUUGGGCGACCAAUACUGCCUUAUCGGUCCACUGAAGCAGAACGCCGUUAAGACGGAGGUCGAAAUUACAGAACCACCAAAGUUGUUUGAAAGGGCACUGACAUCGUUCCACGACCAAAAAGUCAAUUUUGUGUAUGGCCGGUGGCUCAUAGACGGUUAUCCCCAGAUUUUACUUGUUGACGUUGGAUCAGUCUCUGAUCGUCUUACUGCCUGGCGACAAGACGUGUACGAGAAGUCUGGCAUCGGAAUACCUUAUGAAGAUAUCGAAUCAAACGAUGCUGUUUUGUUUGGCUACCUUACGGCAUGGUUCCUCGAGGAGUUCGUGAACGCAGCUCGUUCCGAAGGUACCCCUUACAUCACAGCACAUUUCCACGAGUGGAUGACCGGAAUUGGCCUUCAGCAGUGUCGCAUAAAGCACCUCGAUGUCGCCACCGUGUUCACGACGCACGCCACACUAUUGGGCCGUUAUCUAUGCGCCGGUAAUGUGGACUUUUAUAAUCACCUCGCCGAUUUUGAUUUGGACCGUGAAGCAGGCGAUCGUGGUAUUUACCACCGUUAUUGCAUAGAACGAGCCGCCACCCAUACCGCGCACAUCUUCACGACUGUUUCCGAAAUCACCGCCCUUGAGGCGCAGUUCCUGUUACGUCGAAAGGCCGAAGUAAUUACGCCGAAUGGGCUCAACGUAAAAAGGUGGGGGGUUAAAAAGCGGCUUAUGUGGCUAGAUGUUGACCAAGCGACGCUAAAGAAAUCAUCGGGCUACUCUAGUCAACCUUGCAAUCUAGGCUACUUACGGCUCAGAUACGAGGCGCAUCACGAUUUCCAGAACAAACACGCCAUGGCAAAAGAAAAGAUACACAACUUUGUGCGAGGCCAUUUUCACGGACAUUAUGAUUUUGAUCUCGAUAAAACGCUGUACUUCUUCAUUGCUGGCAGGUAUGAGUUCAGCAAUAAAGGGGCGGAUUUGUUUAUUGAAUCGUUGGCCCGGCUAAAUCAUCGAAUGAAAGCUACGAACUGUGAACACACGGUUGUGGUGUUUUUUAUCUUCCCGGCAAAAACUCACAACUUUAACGUAGAAUCGCUCAGGGGACAAGCCGUUGCUAAACAGCUGAAGGAGACCUGCGAUCAAAUACAGCGGCGAAUAGGAGAUCGAUUAUACGAGACAGCAUUAAGCGGCCGUAUUCCUGACACUAAGGAACUGUUUACCCCACAGGAUCUAGUGAUGCUUAAACGGGGAAUCUACUCAACUCAAAAAUCGUCACUUCCCCCAAUCUGUACCCAUAAUAUGAUCGAUGAUGGCAUGGACCCUGUACUGUCUUCGUUUCGACGUUGCCAACUGUUUAACAAUCGACAUGAUAAGGUAAAAGUGAUAUUCCAUCCGGAAUUCCUCUCCUUGACAUCACCCCUGCUACCCAUGGAUUAUGAGGAGUUCGUCCGUGGGUGCCACCUGGGCGUGUUUCCGUCGUAUUACGAACCUUGGGGUUACACACCUGCCGAAUGCACCCUGAUGGGAAUUCCAUCGGUGACCACAAACUUGUCAGGUUUUGGGUGUUUCAUCAACGAACAUGUCGAUGAUCCCAUGUCGUAUGGGAUUUAUAUUGUUGAGCGUAAAUUUAAAGGCGUUGACGAAAGCGUCGAGCAACUUGCGCAGUUCCUUUUGGACUUCUGCAAUCUGACCAGACGCCAGAGGAUCAUCCAAAGGAACCGUACUGAACGCCUGUCAGAGUUACUUGAUUGGAAGAACCUGGCACAGUAUUAUUCGUUUGCCAGACGCGAAGCACUUCUAAAGGUCCACCCCGAACUUCAAGCAAUCGCCGAGCUACAGCGACUGCAAAUUCGUUAUCCACGCCCUUUUUCGGAGCCACCAUCGCCCGCUCACUCUCGACUAGGCAGUCCUCACACUAGUGAUGAUGAGGACAGCCUCUUCAAUGGCAAAUAAACAAGCGAAUGACUGGUGGCGUUCGAUCGCAAAAAGGAAGUACGAACUUCGGCUAAACAGUCCCUGUAACUUUAGAGAACAUUGCGAAUGCUGGCGAAAUCUCGCGACGCUCUGAUGACUUGAUGAAGUUGAACUAAUGAGCCGGUCUAGUGAAUAUAGAAGAUUAACAAAACCAAAGUCUGAAAACUCCUAACGCUACAGGCAGUUGUUAAAGGUGAAGAGAUUGGUGAGGUGUUGAGGAUUUGAAGUAGUCGCUCGGGAGGUAAAACACCAUUUACACUGACCCCAAAAACCAAUCUAGUUCAAAUUGGUUCGACUAUUAUUCGAAUUCAGCAAUUGAACACGUUUUACAUAGUAAAGUUAUUCAGCUCAUAUAGAGCGUAGGUUUUUAACAGUAUUUUUACUCUGUCUUUCGGCUCGAAAAGCACAGCCGAAUCGAUAGAUGCAGUAUAGUCGUCUCUUGAACAUGACUCGUUUAAGAAACAACAUGACUCUAAAUUCAAAUCGCAAUACUUCUUUUCGAGAUUAUGUCAAGGCACUAUGGAAAGAAAAUGUUUAGGUGUAAGCCCUCAUAUAAACGAUGACUUGACCACAUCUGGCCAAGAAUUAAAUACAAUUCUAUUUCUGUUAAUUGUAUUUAUUACAUGUACGUUCUGUUAAUUUAAGUCAAUCUUAAUAGUGAUAAUAAAACAUGUGGACAACUUACUGUAUCGUUA
Molecule: messenger RNA, 5428 nt
Organism: Varroa destructor (honeybee mite)
Lineage: Eukaryota; Metazoa; Arthropoda; Arachnida; Mesostigmata; Varroidae
Product: glycogen [starch] synthase, muscle-like
Biological process (GO): glycogen biosynthetic process
Cellular component (GO): cytoplasm
Molecular function (GO): alpha-1,4-glucan glucosyltransferase (UDP-glucose donor) activity
Source: RefSeq, a predicted model, not a curated record